Messenger RNA from Penicillium odoratum, 3003 nucleotides. RefSeq names its product armadillo repeat protein. Lineage: Eukaryota; Fungi; Ascomycota; Eurotiomycetes; Eurotiales; Aspergillaceae. The record is from RefSeq and is a predicted model, not a curated record. Gene Ontology annotation, cellular component: GID complex. Gene Ontology annotation, biological process: proteasome-mediated ubiquitin-dependent protein catabolic process. Gene Ontology annotation, molecular function: protein binding. The coding region runs from base 1 to 3003 and encodes 1000 amino acids. The transcript is spliced from 3 exons.
AUGACGCGAGCGGUGGCUCCGCCGAUUCUGCUACAGCUUCAAAGCCCGGACUCCAUCUCCUCUCAGGUCGCCUCUCUACGGACCCUAAAGAAUGAAGUUAUAGGAAAUGACCAGCGCAAAGAGGUCUAUGUUGCUUGGGGAAUAAUCCCGGCGCUGGCCUCGGUGCUCGGGUCGCGAUGGCCAGGAAAGCUAUCUGCUGCUGAAUCUAACGGUUCAGCUCCAACCCAGGCGACCAGACCUCAUCAGUUCCCGGAAGGUUCAGAAGAGUCAGAGGCCUGUUUGCAGGCGAUUCUGAUCAUUGGAAGCUUGGCGCAAGGUGGUCCGACAUUUCUUGCUCCAAUAUUCGCCAGCGCCAUUCUCCCCACUCUUCUUUCUAUCCUAUCCUCGUCUGAUUGCCCCCAGCACUUCUGUCUCCCCAUCCUACGACUUCUUAACACUAUUGCAGACCGAUUACCGUUGCAAAGCCAAGACCAAUGGCCCCGGGACACCCGAUUGGCAGAUAUCGUGUUCGCACCCGACACCGUCGGGGCUAUCAGGCGGAUUAUUGCUCAGGAUUAUGGUCACCCAGGGAGCCAAUCGAGUAUUGAGCUCGCCGCUGCCUUGAUUGGAAAGCUAUGUAGGGAGGAGAUCCACAAGACGACGCUGGCAGAAUGCGGUGUACUAGAUGCCCUGGCUGUCAAGGUUGCCAGUUUUGUGGUAGCUCAAGGAUUCGUUCUGCCAGGUGCUGAAGAGCAUCUACAGGAGCCUGGAGCUAUGGGGAACUUCCCACCACCUGCCCCGGCAACAGCAAGGUUGGCACCCAUUCUUCGCGCAAUCACCGUGAUCAUCGAGCACUCCAAGUGGCGGGCAGAGCAUUUUCUUUCUUCGCCGGGAAUUGUCACCGUGUUCCCCAAACAAGUCCCUGGAUUCGCCCCAACUGACGUUAAGAAACACCCCUGGGGAAUCACGUACCUGUCUGGCUCGGCUGUGCCUCGUCACUCUAACGAAAACCCAGUCGAUCAUCUUCUCCCGUCAGUCCCAAGGGCAAGUGCCAAAUCGCCCUCGGGAUCAGCUAACUUUCCACCUCUGGGAAAUUCUGGCACGCAGCGUCGCCAUAGCCAUUCCUUUUCCCCGCCGUUCUCGCUGGCCGAAACGUCUCCGCCAGAAGAGGAUGAGAACUCCAUUGUCCCAUGGCUGCUUUGCAUCCUUCGUUCGGAAAGUGGCAUGGUUCAAUUAAUGGCGGCUCGCCUUGUGACCCUUCUUUUUCGGCUGGGUCUUGCGAAAAAGAAUCGAGUCCCAAUGUUCGGUUAUCUCCUGGUCCCGAUUCUCAUUCGUAUGCUGGAGAAAGAUUUUCAGUUGCCAGAUGAGCCUGGUGCCAAUGAUGACGGACUCAUCACUCCGACGCAGUGUUUGAAAGAAGAGGCCCCGGCCGUGCUGGCAAAUCUGGUUAUAGACGAUCAGGAUCUACAAAAACACGCAGUUGAUGGAAACGCACUCAAGCGGCUGUCUCAACUCCUCAAAGAAACUUACAACCCAGUUUCAGAAACCCUGCGGCCGAUGUGGCACUCGGAGGGGGAUAGCCCCGCUCGAGAUCCUGAAACUAUGUCACCAGACUGUCGGCUGGGACCCCCUGGAUAUUCGCCUACACUUUGCCACGUUAUGAGGUAUCGGGAGAGUAUUCUCAAGGCUUUGGGUGCAUUGGUGCCCUUCAAGGAUGAAUAUCGGAAGGCAGUCUGUGAGAAUGGAGUGGUCCCUUAUAUCAUCGACUCCCUCAAACCUCGACCAAGUGAUGCUCCCGCCGAUGCUAUACCAAAAAAUUCUGCAGCAGAUGGCAACCCGACACCAACCCUUUUGGCUGCUUGUGGUGCAGCUCGCAUGCUUACCAGGUCGGUUAGCGUCCUGAGAACCAGCCUCGUCGAUGCCGGCGUAGCCCAGCCGCUCUUUACACUUAUUAAACAUCCCGAUCUGGAAGUUCAAAUCGCGGCAACUGCAGCGCUCUGUAAUUUGGCAUUGAGCUUCAGUCCUAUGAAAAACGCCAUCAUCUCGGAAGAUAUAAUUCCCAUUCUCUGCGAGCACGCCCACUCGCCCAAUACGAAGUUACGGAUAGAGUCAUUGUGGGCUCUUAAACAUGUUGUUUAUGAUAGCCCCAAUGAUGUCAGAAUGGAGGUGGUUAAAGCUUUAGAUCCCGCUUGGAUCCGACAGAUCAUCAGCCAAGACCCUGUGAGCGCCUUGACCAGACGCGGAAUGGAUGAAGAGACAGAUAAUGCCUUUGGAAUCGCCAUGGGUCGAGCCAAUUCGGCGGGAGAACAAGUUGACAUCCUCAACCCCAUGGAUGAUGCAGGCGAGUCGGCCGAGAGAUUCAAGAUGGGUGAAAGCAUGCCCUCAUCGAAAAUGAGUUUGGAUAUGUUUCUUCCUGAUGUCAGACGUCGGCGCAAGCUUGUCAUGCAUGGCAAUCUGGAGCUGUCCACGCAGUCACGACAAGACGACAUUGCCGUCCAAGAGCAAACAUUUGAUCUGCUGCGUAAUAUAAUUUGUGGAACAGGUGCAACUGAAAUGAUCGACUUCCUCUUCCAGGCGAUCGGUCAGGAUGAGCUACUGGACGCACUUGCAGAUAACUUGCGCCCGCGCACCAUCCAACUACCUCACCGUCGUGAACCCUCGAACCGGGCACUACAGGUACCGCAUGAAAUCCUGAGUGCUGCCAGCGCCGUCAUCAUCCACAUUGCCGCAGGACUUCCGCGCCACCGGCAACUAAUAAUGUCUCACCGUGAUCUGCUGCGGUCCCUGACCAACUACUUCAAUCACUCUCACCGCGAAGUGCGAGUUAACUGUGUUUGGGUGGUUAUCAACUUGAUAUACCAUGAAAACCAGGCUGAUCGCGAAGGAUGUCGUGAGCGUGCCACUAGACUCAAGGCCCUUGGAAUUGUUGAUCGGCUGGCUAGUCUGAAAGAUGAUCCGGACCUAGAUAUCAAGGAGCGCACCAAAACGGCUAUGCAUUUAGUCAGCCAACUGUCUCCUCCUUAA